GCGUUUGGCAUUCCAAGUCUGACUGCUAUAGGGGAAGGACGUUAGCGGCGCUCUCACUUGCCAAUGCGUUUAUUUAUUUCUCACUUGGAUUAUUUUCAUUUGGACCUCAUUGGAUAUACAUUGUAUUACUGUUGUGUCGUGGUGGAGUAACAAGCAAAAUAAAAUACUGAUGUUGGCCCAAACUUGUGCUGCAGCAACCUAUGGAUUUCAACCCGUUGGAUAUACUAGCUGCCGCAGCUCUUGGAGAGAAAGAUGCAUCGUCUGAUAUAAAGUGUACCAGUGGAGGCCAGGAGGGUCCUUCUGGUUCUAACAAUACAUCUGAGGAAUCUGAAGAGAGUAAAGAUGCUGAAGACGACACUGAAACUGAAAUGGGGAAAACAACAAGCAAUGGUUUGAAACCUAGUAAAGGUGUCAAGGAGGCAGAGAAAACUAUGGCUCCUCAGAAGUCGCCAUGGAGCCCUGAUGCUUUCUUGUCACCCAAUUUGGGGAGUUCUAAUGUCAUAUCAGAUAAAUUUUCCAUUGGAGACUUGGUGCAAGACCUGAAGAAAAGUCCAGAAUGCGAGAAACUCCUCCAUACUUCAAUCCUUAGUGAUCCAUUAGGCGGUCCUUUGGAAAAUUCUAAAGAGUUUGAAGACAGUCAUUACAAUGGAAUCAACAAUAAUGUUAUUUCUGUAAAGAAUGUUACCAACAAAUUGGCUUCUGAUGUGUUGUCUGGUGCAUCAACUCCAAAGUCACCAUCACUUGGAAGUCCUCCAUCCGUCAAAAGUGUAGAUAAUGACUGUCCUCUGAGAGAACCUGAAGUUCCUACAGACAAUUCGGAGCAGGGGAGUCCUAGUGACACAGACACAGCAGAUAGUGAUUCCAAAUCAUUAGAACUGACAGAUGUGACUGCAUCUGAAUCUGUUGGGUUGGACCAUCCCUAUGCCCUCGUACCUGGUCAGCCUGGACCAUCAUCCAUGAUGGAUCCCUUCGAGGAAGAUUAUGAUGUGGAUGUCUGCUCUCAGAGCAGUCCACUGACUGAAGAAACAGAACAGCGGUCAAGGAAUUUAUCGCUGGAUUGUAACUACCUGAAAUCAGGGAUUCUUGAAGGUGUCUCAGCAAGCACUCUGGAUCUUUAUAGAAUGUCAUCAUGUGCAUUAGGGAGGUCAAAACUUCCAUCUUCAUCAUCGUCAACAUCAUCACCCACUCAUGAUGCAUCUUCUAAACCUGCGCUCCUAAAUCUGCACAAAGAUGAUUCUGGUGACACACCCUCAAGAGCUGCUACACCUGUCAUUGACAGUGGUGCACCUUCUCCAGACAAACGCUCCCCCAAGUAUGGAAAGUUCAGGAUUGGCACUUUUGCCAGUUUUAGUUCUAGUAAUUUAGAACUGGAAAAAUAUCUAAGGAACAAAGACCAUGUCAAUGGUAAGAAGUUGAACAUUGGAAUUCCUCCUGACACAAGUUUAAUCAAUUCUUCUUUGAGUUCUCCAACAACCUAUCCUUCUUUACAUCCACUGUUGCAAUCACCAAGUUUAGAUUGGGACAGAUCAGAAGCUGGCUCUGAAGCCCAUGACGACAGUUCAGAUGCUCGAACUCCUCAUAGACUGUCUCCUGAUUUCACCGUUGAGAAAGUCACUGAAUGGUCACAUCCGAUGUAUCAUGAUCAUGAUUACUGUGCGAAGGAUUCAGACUCAAAACCAAGUGUUGAUGAGGCUUCUAUCUCCAGUUCAGCCAAGCGAAAAUAUACAAAAAGAAAAUCGAAAUUGGAUUCUGUUGUCAAUCAUGAAAAAAUAAUGAAGGCUAAAUACCUGAAGAAGGAACUUUUGAAGCAAGAUACGUUCAAGAAGACUGCUCCCUCUGAAGUGGAAUUUAUGCCGGUAGAGGCACAAUCAGUCAAGGCAAAUCCUGUCGGACGUCCGAAGAAGAGACCUUUUGAAAAGACAAUUGAGGAAGAAAUUGAUCCAGAAACAGGAGCUAAAAUGAAGAUUACUGGUAAAUUUCAGGAUCAGUAUGUGUAUUAUUUGUCAAAGUCUUCCAGAACAACCAGCAGAAGACGUCAGGCACCAGCAUUACCAUUUCCAUCGGACAGAAUAAUUGUUCCUGCUCCGAAGCCUGGAGACAUCAUCGUUCCUCAUCUCACAGAUGAUGAUGUGGAGGCUGUCCGUCUGAGAGGCCGAGAUGCACUUAAUCCCCCUGAGAGACCCCCUAUUAGUAGUUCCAACAUUGUUUCUCCAGUUGUGCCGUCCACCACAUCAAGUGAAUUGAUAUCCGAUGUGGAUAGUCACAUUGUGAGCACUAUUCUCAGCAUGGAAAGUGACAUAGGCUCCCCUUCCACUUCUCAACCAUCAGACAUGUCCACCUCUGAUUUAAAUCCAAAUCAGCCUGCCUUGACUGAAAGUCUUAGGCUGAUGAGUGGAGACAACAGCAUCACUUCUGAACACGUGCUGAACUACCUCUUGAGUGUAGUGAAAGAUGAAGUUCCAGAGGAUAAUCUACUGAGCAGCACAACUGGCUUUGAUACAAGCAGUUCUGCACUGUUUUCACCGUUGUCAUCAGACUCCAUCUACAGCAAAGUGGAUCAUCUAGAGCCACAGGACGUGCACCGAUCAGAAAUACCAUCAGGCAGCGCUCUUUCAAAUGCCUGUGGUGACAUGCUCAAAGAUGAUUGCAGGGCACUACAGACUCCUAUUACUUCAUCCAGCAGCAUUCAUUCCUCGCACAGUCAGGAACCUGUUCAUUUUGCUCACUCUCUUUCAAAAGACCAAGAGGAGGAUAAUGUACAACUUCCUGACGAUCUUUCAUCGUUCAUGUCUAAUUCUCAGGGAACAGCAUCAUCAAGCACAACACAAGAUGGGGACUCACAUGGUUCUCUCAAGAGCAUGUUUGGGUCUGAUCUCAGUUCACUUGGCACACCUCAGCUUUCUUCAUCGGUGCCCAGGCUAACUUCCAUUGAAAAGACCUUGGAUUUCCUUGGAGUAAAGGAUGACGAGAUACGGUUGGAUAAUACCGAAGUGUUCAGUUCAAGUUCAAAGCUUCACUCGGAUAUCAGUAGCAGUCAGCUUUUGGCUUCUGACGCUAACUGUUCUGGAGAUGAUACUCCUUGGAUAGUGACAGUUACACUUUACUUCAAUGAUGUUCCCGCCAUUAUGAUCAAUAAUCAGCCCUUUAUUAGACUGGUUGAUAUUCAUAAACAAAUCUUACCAGCAAAAGACACGGGUAUUUUGAAAAAACGCUGCCAGCUUCUUAAGAUUCCAGUUCUAAAUUGUAGUGAAAUGCAGCGCUAUUUUUUAGUCCAAUAUGGUAGGGCUUAUAAUUCAAAAAGUACACUGAUCAUCUCAAAAGACCAAGCGACGGAGCUAGUGACGUACUAUGCUACGCCACAACCUCGCGUAGGGAGAGGUGAGGACGCUCAUCAAGUUCGCUCUCAGAGUCGGGGCUCUGACUCCGGUGGAACAAUGUCACCUGUCACAGUCAUUGGAUCUGUUACCUGCAAGAAAAAGAGUCACAACAGAGGAGGAAGGAAGUCAUCAUCUGCAGCUCAAGGUGUUCUGGUCUCCGAUGCGACUGAUGUCCCGACCGUGGAUGUGGCAGGCAAGCAUGGCCCUGCUGAACCUGCCACUGGCAAUGGACUUCAUAGCAAGCGCACCAGACACAAGAAGAUCAACUACUUAGAGAUGCUACGUGGGGAAGAAAAAGAGAAGACAUCAGAGGAUGCCAUAAUGGAGACCAUUGAAUCUGUAGUGAAGUCUUCUCCUGGGUACUAUGAUCUGCAGAAAAGCAAGAAAAAGUGUAUUUCUUCUACUUCUAGUGGUAAUGUUCCAACAAAGAAAAAGCUGAAGUCUAGUGCACACUGUGAUAAAAAGGUAAAAAAGACGAAGCCAGGGAAAGUUUCCAAGUUUUGUCUGAAGAAAAUCGGACAGGGCCCUAAAGUAAGCAAAGAAAAACUUGAGCAUACUAUAGAAAAGGUUAAAAGCAGCAAAAUAAAAAUGUCCAAAAAUGACAGACCAACAGAUAAAAGCUGUGAUACUACAACAACACCACCAACAGACUUGGACUCGGAUGACAACGAUUCAGCCCAGGCCAAGUCAAAAUUUCGGCCUCUCAAAUUGAAAGUAAACAGCUUACUAAACUUUGCUGGAAACAAGAAAAGCCCAUCUCCCACUAAAAAAGGACUAUUUUCUCGCAGCAACUCAUCGUCAUCCUCAACAUCGGACAGGCCUCUGAGGGUCCUGGCAGUGGCUCACCAGCCUGCUCUUCUGAACGAGAAGGAAGAAUCACACUUGCCUUCUCAGCCUGCAGACAUCCACCUCGAUCUUUUCACUCGAUCUAGCUCGCCGUGUGUUCGUUGUCAAACGUGCAGUCAGUUCCUGUCAGUUCCUGACUUCAUGCGACACCACCAUGUGGCCAUGGACAACGAAUGGCUUGCUACUGAAGCAGCCCACCGGAUCCUUGUGCCUAGAAACAAGGAGAAUAUUUCUGAACAGGAGAAAAAGCUCUGGGAGGAGUUCCACAGGCUCCAGGAAGCUAUCGGUGGCUUUGGAGGUGAUGACGAGAGUGACAGUGAUGAGAACGAUGACUACGGAGACGAAGACCAGUGCUCCCUCAACGUGUCUGGGACGUCGUCCUCCCUACUGGGCAUUGACGGGUCACCACCAACUUCUCCUGGGCCGGCGGACAGACCUCAGAUCUUACAGCACAUGGAGGACGUGUUGUCUUCAGAUGGGGAAGAGGAGGAUGAGGUGGACGCCUCGUCACAUCCUAUUUCUUCCUUAACUCUGCCUUCUUUUGAUCAACGUGCACAGAAAUUGAAACUUGAAAUGGCUUCAAAAAUUGGUUUAGUGAAGCGGGAUCAGAGUAAAGAUAAUGGAUCUUCAAAUGUAUCUUCUCUAAUUGGGAUUAAAAAUGGUACUGCUCUUUCAAGUUUGAGAACCAGUUCACGGAAAAGAAAAUCGAAGCAGUUGUUUUCCAUUGAAAACUACUACAUGCCCAGAAAGAUUGCAAAUGGGGAUGAACUACAAAGUGGAAAUUCUUUGCAGAAUGGUUCAAUUGAUGGGGGAGGUUCCUUUGAAACUCAGUUCACGGGUUGAAUCUGUGAAGUUGUUGUUUUUUUAAAAAUGUAAACAGUUUUCAUUUCAAAAAGAGGGAAAAUUUAUGGUGUUGUACCUUAUUUGUGGAGGAUUGUGAAGAGGAUUUGUAUUGUGGAGGAUUAUUUAUUUUGCAUGCUGGAAAUCUCUUCAUUUCAGUUGUAGGGUAAGACUUUAAAAAGUCUAUGACUCUGUGUGGCUUUCGUAUUCAAUGAGGCAUAAAUUACAACUUUGUUAUUUGAAUUGUGACAUUCACAUUAGUCUCCAGUUCUCAGUUUCCAUGUUUAUGAAAAUAAAUGUCUAUGGGAAAAUGGUAUGUGUCUUAUUUUUAAAAAAGAGCUCGAGGGUGGUUUUGAUGAAUUGUAAAUUCUUCACUCUAUCUUCCAGAUGAAAAAGAAUUUUUAAAAUUGAAUUCAAAGGCAACACUGUAGAAGUAGAUGAAAGAAUUAAUCAUUGAAAACAUGUUAUUCAAAGGAAAGAAAUGUUGCUAUCAAUCUGUGAUAUUACCUGUUUAUAAUCUUGUAUAGUAGUGUGACAUGUUUAUUACUCUCUUUAGCUGCUAAUUUGUAUCAUGUGUUGAUGGGCUUUGUCAUACAUGUAAUAUUUCCUUUUUAACUCAUGCUUUUCAGAACAGAUGCCUAGCCUGUUGUUGGGGUUGUGGAAUUAAAGUGUUUUUGUAAUACAUGUGUAUGUGAAAUUGUAUCAGUUGAAAGUGUGGUGCACUGGUUCAUUUUAUGCAAAGUUUGGCUUGCUGGUAAAUGUUUUUCGAUCAUUUCAUCUCUGAAUGAGGUUUUUGUUGUAUGAAUCAAAUCUUUUCUUUUUUCUCUUUCUUGUCCCAGUCAUUUUACUUCCAUGGUACAGUACAUCUUUUAUGUUGAGCUCAUUCUCGUUUCCUCAUUGAGUUACCUUUUUUGUCUUGUUUUUCUUACAUACAAAUAUGCUCUCACACUUUCUCAAAACAUGCAUAAAAAGCCUGAUUAUAAUGCAAUAAUUCCCUUUGGACAGUUUUAAAGUACAUUCAGUCUUGUCUAACUAUAGGUAGUUGUUCUUCUGUUUCCAAAGUACUUGGUUUUGCCUCACUAAACAUUUAUUUUUGCAGUUACAGACAUUGAAGUCCUAAUGUGAGACGAGUAUGUGUCAACAGUUCCAUGAAAAAAAAUUGGCAGGAUAUAAAAAUUAUGUAUGGUAAAUAUUUCAGUAAAGAUUCCAAGGUCUUUAAGUAAGAAGAUAACAAACAAUGAAAAAGGAAAAAAAAAAAAAAGAAUCGGAUUCAGAAGGAAGAGGGGAGGAUUUUUUUUCUGAUGUGCCCCUCCUACAUUCUUUUUUGUUUGUUGAAGUAAUUAGCUACUCUGUGUAAGGGUUGUACACUUUUUUUAUUCGUUUGUUUCUUUGUUUGUUUGGGGUUUUUUUGUAAAAGGAAAGUGAAUGACAGUCAAAUUUUGAACUGCAGGGCCGAGAUAUUAAUCAAGCUGUAUUUCAAGGCAGAAAAUACAGACUGAAAAUAGUCGGCAAAAAAAUAAAAAUAAAAAACAUGUCAAAUUUGAGAAUCUUCAACAUAGUAAAACAUAAAUUAUGAAGGAACGUUCAAUAUGUAUGAUUUAUUCAAUCUCCAUUUCAAUUCUGAAUGUGCUAGUCACGUUUUAUUAUGAUGAAAAGAAACCAUUAUUGGCCAAGUUAUAGCCAAUUUUGUGUAAUCAACUGAACUUUGAAAUCACUAAUACAACAGCUACAAAAUGAUAUGCACAAUUGAAAACACCUCUCUUCUCGUGCAAA
Molecule: messenger RNA, 6836 nt
Organism: Aplysia californica (California sea hare)
Lineage: Eukaryota; Metazoa; Mollusca; Gastropoda; Aplysiida; Aplysiidae
Exons: 3
Coding region: 201-5066 (1621 amino acids)
Source: RefSeq, a predicted model, not a curated record